Molecule: messenger RNA, 11172 nt
Organism: Rotaria socialis
Lineage: Eukaryota; Metazoa; Rotifera; Eurotatoria; Philodinida; Philodinidae
Source: the annotation of a GenBank genome assembly
AUGAACAACGGUCGAUCCCAUGCAACUAACCAACAUGGGACUGUUGCGAAGACAAAACCUGUUGACAAAGCUAAGACAUUAGUUGCAUCAUCUUAUCCAAGCAGUGUCGCUAGACCUUUAGCGCCCUGGCCUCGGGAUCAAGGUGAAGUGUCGGAAUUGUAUAAAGUUGUUCUCCAUCAUAAUACUCACCCCCCACUUGUUCAAAACGAUUCGUGGACAGUAGCUGCACCAUUCAAAGAACAAAAACAUGUUCGCACCGCUGUCGAAUCGAUUGCCAAUAAUUUUAGCCCACAAGCUCAACGUUUAGAUAUACGAAAAUUACCACAAUCUAAACAAACGAUACCAUAUCCUGGUGAUGGUUAUUAUCGAGGAGUUGAUGAAUUUUUAAAACGAACACGCGAUGAACCAGGAGCACCAAAUUGGAUACAAAAGAAACAAAAACGAGCACAAGAUUUUCGAAAAGAAAAAGCUGAUAAAUGGGUAAUGCCUUCAUCUCGCCCGAUAUCACCAACAGAACAACUAACUAUGCUUUCAUGGUUCAACGAAGAAGAAUCGCGGCAUAUUCCCGAGCCGAAAAAAGAAGAAGUCGAACGCUAUUGGUAUUACAUCUCCAAAGGAGUUCAAUCACGCAUGAUAGCUACUGAACCUGCUGAUCAAUAUAAUAAAUUUUGUUUACAUCUUCCGCCAAAACUUGUGCAACCAUCACUGAAAAAGUUACACGACGAAUUAAAAACUGAGAUUCAUAAUGAUUAUGAUCUUGCUCUUCGAAAAGCAAUAGUUGAUUAUAUUUUGCUCGAUCCAAAUGAACGACAACGUGUAAAAAUUCAACAUAUACCAAAACGAUUCAAUUUACGUACAAUACGUGCACCAAUCGCAUGGCAUGAUACCAUGGACGAAACAAAAAGAGAUUUACUUUCAACAUUACAUAUGAAUAAUCCAAUCAUGACUUUCCUGCAAACACUUUGGGAUGAAUCCUAUGCACAUCAACGAUUCGUUGGCUUUCAAGAUCUUGCGCAAGCGUCGUUACCAAUGAUACCACAUGAUUUCGAAAAAUUUAUUGAACAACGUGUUAAUCAAAUGAGACAAACACUUAUUUCACAAUGGCUUAAUAGUUGUAGUCGAAUAGUUGCUGAAAAUCGUCAACAUUGGGAAAAUAUGGUUCCCAUGGAAGAUGAUGCCAGUACGGACUUAGUUGAAUCAUUUUUUAAUACAGUUGCUGCCCGUAUGGCUGCACAUAUCCGUCAACUUGUUAAUGCUUCGCUUGAAGAUUUUGCACGAUUUUUCGAAGAAUAUUCCGAUGGAAAUGAUUUUAAAACAAAAAAUCCCGAAUCACAAUAUCAUGUUAUGGAUUUCACACGAAAACCUAUAUUUACACAGCGACUCUAUGCUGAUGGACCAAAACUAGCGUUUGAUCCAACAAAUCAAGAUAUUCGUUCAAUGCUUCAACGUUGUAUAAAACAUAUUGUUAAUGCUGCUGCUAACAUUCAACGCAUUGAAUCACAUUUAUUUGAUUCAAAAACAAAAUUGCUUAUCCGUCAUGUACGGAAUGAUGAAGAAAUUGUUGAAAAUACCACACAACGUGUAUUAUACGCUUUAACAAAAAAUAUUCCCGGGCCACAACUAUAUUUACAUGAAUACGAUGCUUAUCAAAAUCUAUUGAAUAAUAAAUCCGAAUCGGAAACAGUUCAAUUUCUUCAUCAAACACAUGCCCUUGAUGAAUUCGAAGCCGAACUUAAACAGCGAACAGAAUUAGCUAAUGAAAUCAUGCUUAAACGCAUAUGGGCACCAUUGAAUUUAUUCAAUUUAGAUUGUCGAGAUCUUAAUGACCAUUUAAUUAAAAUAGUACACAAAUUACGAAGUAAAUUAGUUCAAUAUUGUAUUGAUGAUAAUUCGAAAUUAAAUAAAGAAAUUGUUAAAGAAUACGAUGAAAUAGCUGCGACUGUUAGUGUCCCAGCUGAUGAAACUGAAGAAUUAGUUAAAACAGCAGAAUAUCUUAAUAAAGCAUUAGAAGUUUCCGUUUAUAAAUUAGCUUAUAAGAUUGGAGAAGCAAAAGAUCGAUUAAUGUUUCUAUUAGACCAUGCUAUUAUGUCACCGGAAGAUUUAAAACUGAAUGCACAAGUAUUUCAUUGGCCGGAAAAUAUAAUGAAUAUUUUGGAACUAAAUCAAGGUCGAUUAGCAGCUUUACGUGAGCGAGCUGAAGAACGUUUGCGUGAUCAUAUUCUUAAAUUUGAAAAGAAACUGGACGAUUUACACAAGGAUGUUGAUCUAUUCAAACGAAAAGAUGUUUUGAGUACUGAUGAAAUGCGUACAAAUGUUGAAAAAUUAGCUGAUAUUAAUAAACUUGUAGAAGAAUAUAGAGCACAAGGUGAGUUAAUUAAUCGGGAUCAAGCAUUACUGGCAUGGGAAGUAACUCCAUUCCCAAAACUACAAGAAAUAAUGGCUGCCAAAGAUCCAUACGAAAAAUUAUGGAAUACAGCAUGGCAAUUUUAUACAUCCUAUGAACGAUGGAUGAAUGGACCAUUUUUAGGUCUCAAUGCUGAAACUAUAAAUGAUGAAGUUCAAAAUAUGUGGCGUACAAUUCAUAAACUACAAAAAUCUUUAACUGAUCAAGUGGGCCCACGUCGUGUUGCUGAUAUGAUAAAGAAUCGUAUAGAUAAAUUUAAAGUUCAUAUACCAUUACUACAAGUUACAUGUAAUCCCGGCUUAAAAGAGCGUCAUUGGCAACAGAUGAGUCAACUAGUUGGUCUUGUCUUGCCACAUGAUGAAACUGCAUCGUUGAGUGAUUUAAUUGAACUUGGUUUAGCUAAAUUCGUUGAAAAAUUAGAUGAAAUUGGUGGCAGUGCAUCAAAAGAAUAUUCACUCGAAAAAGCCAUGACGAAAAUGAAAGACGAAUGGAAUGACAUGAUAUUUACAUUUGUUAAAUAUCGUGAUACAUCGGCAUAUAUAUUAUCGGCUGUCGAUGAUAUACAAUUGAUGUUAGAUGAUCAUAUCAUAAAAGCACAAACAAUGUUAGGUAGUCCAUUUAUUAAACCAUUGGAAGAGGAGAUGCGUGCUUGGUGCGAUCGACUUACUUUAUUACAAGAUAUUAUUGAUAUUUGGCUUAAAGUUCAAGCAUCAUGGCUUUAUCUUGAGCCAAUCUUUAGUUCCGAUGAUAUUGUUAAUCAAAUGCCGGAAGAAGGACGAAAAUUCGCCACUGUCGAUAAUCAUUGGAAAGAAAUUAUGAUAAACUCUGUUAAAGAUGCUCAUGUACUUGUAGCAACAGAUCAGCCAGGAAUGUUAGAAAAACUGCGUGAAGGUUUUCGUUUACUUGAAGAAAUUCAGAAAGGUCUUAAUAAUUAUUUAGAAAAGAAACGACUGUUUUUUCCACGAUUCUUUUUUCUAUCGAACGAAGAACUACUUGAAAUCUUAUCGGAAACAAAAGAUCCAUUACGUGUUCAACCGCAUCUAAAGAAAUGUUUCGAAGGUAUCAAUCGUUUGGAAUUUAAUGAACAACAGGAAAUAACAGCUAUGAUAUCGGUUGAAAGAGAAAUUGUUCAAUUUAAAGCAACCAUCAAUCCAAGUAAAGCACGUGGUAUGGUCGAAAAAUGGCUGAUACAAGUUGAAGAUCAAAUGCUUCUAUCAAUACGAAUGAUUAUCAAAGAAUCUCUAGUUGCAUAUGCUACUCGCGAUCGUAAACAAUGGGUUUUGGAGUGGCCAGGUCAAGUUGUUAUUUGUUCCAGUCAAGUCUAUUGGACGAAAGAAGUUGAAGAAAUAAUUUUAAAUAAUGCUCUACCAGAAUUUCUCUUGAAAUCAAACGAACAAAUUAAAGAUACAGUUAAUUUAGUACGAGGAAAAUUAGAUAUGGGACCAAGAAGAACACUAGAAGCGUUGAUUGUCAUUGAUGUCCAUGCACGAGACGUUGUUACUAAUUUAAUUGAAACAAAAAUUAGUAAAAUAACAGAAUUCAUUUGGAUUUCACAAUUAAGAUAUUAUUGGAAAACAGAAGAAGAAAGACUUAUGGUUCAUAUGAUUACUACUGAACUUGAAUAUGCAUAUGAAUAUUUGGGUAAUACAUCUCGUUUGGUUAUUACACCAUUAACAGAUCGAUGUUACAGGACAUUAAUGGGCGCAUUAAAAUUAAAUUUGGGUGGUGCACCUGAAGGUCCAGCUGGUACAGGAAAAACAGAAACAACCAAAGAUUUAGCUAAAGCUGUUGCAAAACAAUGUAUCGUAUUCAAUUGUUCAGAUAGUUUGGAUUAUAAAGCAAUGUCAAAAUUUUUUAAAGGAUUAGCUCAAUCGGGUGCUUGGGCCUGUUUUGAUGAAUUUAAUCGUAUCGAAUUAGAAGUCUUAUCAGUCGUAGCUCAACAAAUUCAGUCAAUUCAACGAGCAAUAGCUGCUCGUCAAAAACGAUUUGUUUUUGAAGAUACUGAGCUUGAACUCAAUCCAACAUGUUCUGUCUUCAUUACAAUGAAUCCUGGUUAUGCUGGUCGAUCAGAAUUGCCCGAUAAUUUAAAAGUACUCUUUCGUACUGUAGCUAUGAUGGUACCGGAUUAUGCUAUGAUUGGUGAAAUUAGUUUAUAUUCCAUGGGUUUUAUUGAUGCUCGUUCUCUGUCAGGAAAAAUUGUAGCAACAUAUAAAUUAUGUUCAGAACAAUUAUCAUCUCAACACCAUUAUGAUUAUGGUAUGCGUGCUGUAAAAUCCGUUUUAACAGCAUCAGGAAAUUUAAAACAAAAAUAUCUUGAUGAAGACGAAUCGAUCUUAGUUUUACGUGCCAUUAAAGAUGUUAAUCUACCGAAAUUUCUUGCUCAAGAUGUUCCACUUUUUGAAGGUAUUAUUAGUGAUCUAUUUCCAGGUGUUGUGCUGCCAACACCUGACUAUGCAGUUUUUCUGGAAGCUAUUCACAAUAAUUCCAAACACUUGAAAUUACAACCAGUACAAUUCUUUGUUGAUAAAAUUAUCCAAAUCUAUGAAAUGAUGUUGGUUCGUCAUGGUUUUAUGAUUGUCGGACCAUUUAUGGGUGCCAAAUCAGCAGCAUACAAAGUCUUAGCUGGUGCCUUAGCAGAUUUAGAAGCUGCAGGAAUGAUGGACGAACAUAAAGUUGUUUAUAAAGUUAUUAAUCCAAAAUCGAUUACUAUCGGACAACUUUAUGGAGAAUUCGACAAGGUUUCACAUGAAUGGACUGAUGGUGUGUUGGCUACAACCUUUCGAGAAUAUGCAUCUAGUCAAACAUUGGAUAGAAAAUGGAUUAUUUUCGAUGGACCUGUUGAUGCCGUCUGGAUUGAAAAUAUGAACACUGUACUUGAUGAUAAUAAGAAGCUUUGUCUAAUGAGUGGUGAAAUUAUUCAAAUGAGUGCUCAAAUGAAUUUAAUCUUUGAGCCGGAAGAUCUCGAACAAGCUUCACCGGCUACAGUUUCACGUUGUGGUAUGAUCUAUAUGGAUCCAAAUCAGCUUGGUUGGCGUGUAUUUAAAGAUUCGUAUGUACAAUAUGAAUUGCCCGUGUCAUUACCAAAAGAAGCUCGUGAAUUAAUAAAUGAUCUAUUUGAAUGGAUGGUUGACCCAUGCCUUGAAUAUCUUCGUGCUAAUUGUAAAUUUCAAUUAUCAACAUCUCCCAUACAUUUAACAUUUAGUCUUAUGCGUCUAUACACAUGUUUAAUGGAUGAAAUAGCUGGUUCCGGUACGACCGGUUCUGAUGGUAAAGCGUAUCCUGAGCUUAACGCGAAUACAAUGUUACUCUGGUUGCAAGGCUUAUUUUUAUUUUCACUUAUAUGGGGUUUAGCUGGUACAAUAACAGGUGAUAGCCGAAAGAAAUUCGAUACAUUUCUACGAGACUUUUUAACGGGUGCUCUCGAAGAAUAUCCAAAACCAAAAUCGAUUAAAUUUUCAAAAGCAAAUAUUUUUCCUGAACGAAAUACAUGUUUCGAUUUUUAUUUUGAAAAGAAAGCUGCUGGUCAUUGGCGUGAAUGGCCUGAUAUGAUAGCAAGAGAAGACUUAGCUAUUCCAGAGGGUGUCAAAGUUGUCGAUGUAAUUAUACAGACUGAUGAAACAGCUCGACAAGCAUUCUUCUUGGAAACAUUUGUUUCACAUAAUGUCCCACUUUUAUUGGUCGGACCUACUGGUACUGGUAAAUCGGCAAUCAAUAAUUAUUUUCUAGUUCGAUUACCAAAAGAAAAAUUUGUUGCUAAUGUUGUUAAUUUCUCUGCUCGAACUUCAUCCAAUCAAACCAUGGAUACAAUCAUGAGUAAACUCGAUCGACGUCGCAAAGGUGUUUACGGGCCACCAAUGGGCAAAAAAUGUAUUAUCUUUGUUGACGAUUUAAAUAUGCCAGCAAAAGAAAAAUAUGGCAGUCAACCGCCCAUUGAAUUACUUCGUCAAUGGCUUGAUCAAGGUUAUUGGUUUGAUCGCAAGGAUACAUCAAUGAUAACACUUCUUGAUCUACUAUUUCUUGGUGCAAUGGGUCCACCAGGCGGUGGCCGUAAUACUAUAACUGGUCGAUUCGCACGUCAUUGUAAUAUAAUAUCGAUAGAUUCAUUUAGUGAUGAGACUAUGCAAAAAAUUUUUACGUCGAUUGUUGAUUGGCAUUUUGGACGCGGCUUCGAAGCAACAUUUCAACGUGUUGGACGUUUACUUAUUCAAGCAACAAUGCAAAUAUAUAAAAAGGCUUGUGAACAAUUUUUACCGACACCACAAAAGUCUCAUUAUCUGUUUAAUUUACGUGAUUUUUCACGUGUUAUUCGAGGAGUCUUACUUGUGCCGCAAACUAAUCUAAAAGAAGAAAGAAAACUGUAUCGUUUAUGGGUACAUGAAGUCUAUCGUGUCUUUUACGAUCGACUUAUUGAUGAUGAGGAUCGAUCAACAUUCUAUUCAAUGGUUAAAGAAGUUAUGAAUGAAAUAUUGAAACAAGAUAUGAAUAGACUACUUGAACAUCUCAUACCAGAAAAUGAACCAAGACAACUUCGCGAUGAACAUAUUCGUGCGCUCAUGUUUGGAGAUUACAUUAAACCUGAUGCUGAAAUAAAGCCAUACGAUGAAAUAAUUGAUUUAAAACAAUUACAAAAAGUGAUGGAAUCGUACUUAGAAGAAUAUAAUGCUAUUAGUAAAAGUCCGAUGCACCUUGUCAUGUUUCAAUUUGCGAUUGAACAUAUAUCGCGUGUAUCGCGUGUACUUAAACAAGAUCAAGGUCAUGCCUUACUUGUUGGCAUUGGUGGAAGUGGACGAAGUUCCUCGUGUAAAAUGGCAGCAUUUAUGGCAGACUAUGAACUAUUUCAAAUUGAAAUAACAAGAACCUAUGGAAAAAAUGAAUGGAGAGAUGAUGUUAGAAAAUUGUUUAGAAAAAGUGGAAUUGAAGGCAAAAGCACUGUCUUUCUCUUCAAUGAUUCUCAAAUCAAAGAUGAAUCGUUUAUAGAAGAUAUCAAUAUGAUGUUAAAUACAGCUGACAUUCCAAAUUUAUUUCCUGGCGACGAACGAGCUGAAAUUUGCGAGAAAAUGCAAGGUGUAGCUCGACAAUUAAACCGUAAAGUUGAUUCAACGCCAAUGGCUCUAUAUAACUAUUUUAUCGAACGUGUCCGAUCAGCUCUUCAUGUCGUUCUUGCAUUUUCACCAGUUGGUGAUGCUUUUCGUAAUCGUCUUCGUAUGUUUCCAUCAUUAAUUAAUUGUUGCACAAUUGAUUGGUUUACAUCAUGGCCCGAAGAUGCACUCGAAAUGGUAGCAAAGAAAUUUUUAGAAGAAGUUGAAUUAGAAGAUGAAGUUCGAUCAAAUUGUGUUCUUAUGUGUAAAACGUUCCAUGAAAAUAUUCGUGUACUAUCAGAAUUAUUUCUUCAGCAACUAUCACGACAUAAUUAUGUUACACCAACAUCUUAUCUUGAAUUGAUUUUAACAUUUAAAGAUUUACUAAGAACAAAACGUAAUGAAGUUCAAACAUUAAAAGAUAAUUAUUUGAAUGGUCUCAAACAACUCGAUUAUGCACGUGUUGCUAUUGAUGCGAUGAAGAAAGAAUUAACUGAAUUACAACCGAAAUUAAAAGAAACAGCCAUUGUGGUUGAAAAUUUAAUGGUUCGUAUUGAGCAAGAAACAGCUGAAGUUGAAGCACGUAAAGAAAUUGUCGCUGCUGAUGAAGCUGUUGCUAAUGAAGCAGCAGCUAAGUCUCAAUCAAUCAAAGAUGAAUGCGAAAAUGAACUUAUGGAAGCCUUACCAGCUCUUAAAGAAGCUGAAGAAGCACUUAAUACUCUUAAACCAAAUGAAUUGGUUAUUGUCAAAGCAAUGAAAAAUCCACCUAACGGUGUCAAACUUGUCAUGGAAGCGGUGUGCAUUAUGCUUGAAAAAGCACCUGAACGUAAAAUUGAUCCAUCGACACAAAAACCUGUCUUAGACUAUUGGCCAACAUCAGUUCGACUUUUAGCUGAUAUGGACUUUCGUAAAAAUUUACAAACCUAUGACAAAGAUAAUAUUAAAUCGCAAGUUAUCAAGCAAAUCCGCGAUCGUUUUGUUCAGAAUCCCGCAUUUACAGCAACUGAAAUAGCAAAAGUUUCAGGUGCUUGUGAAGGUCUAUGUAAAUGGGUCUUGGCUCUUGAAAAAUAUGACCGUGUAAUAAAAGUCGUUCAGCCAAAACGCAUGAAACUAGAAGAAGCCGAAGAAGCUCUAUCUGAACAAAUGAUUAAAUUACAAGAAAAACAGCGACAAGUUCAAGAAUUAGAAGCUCGUCUAAAAGCUUUAACUGAUGAAUAUGAAACAAAUGUUCAGAAAAAGAAUGAACUAGAAGAUCAAAGAAAUCUGUGCGAAAAGAAAUUAACACGAGCCGUACAACUCAUUGAAGGUCUCGGUGGAGAAAAAGAUCGUUGGACCGAUCAAGCACGAAAACUAGGUGAACGUUAUACAAAAUUAACGGGUGAUAUUCUUUUAAGUGCUGGUGUUGUUGCUUAUCUCGGACCAUUUACUGUUAAUUAUCGUGUGGAUUGUAUUCGUCAAUGGGUUGAUCUAUGCAAAUCAAAACGAAUUCCAUGUUCCGAUGUAUUUUCUCUGAAUACAACACUUGGAGAUGCCGUUAAAAUUCGUGCAUGGCAAAUAGCUGGUUUACCUGUUGAUUCAUUUUCCGUUGAUAAUGGUAUUAUAUCAACAAAUGCACGUCGUUGGCCACUUUGUAUCGAUCCUCAAUCACAAGCAAAUAAAUGGAUUAAAAAUAUGGAAAGAGACAAUCGUUUGGCUGUUGUUAAAUUGCAAGAUCCAAAUUAUGCAAGAACAUUAGAAAAUGCUAUUCAAUUUGGUACCCCAGUUUUGUUAGAAAAUAUUAAUGAAGAAUUAGAUCCUGUUUUGGAUAAUGUUCUACUGAAGGCAACGUUUAAACAACAAGGAGUUGAAUAUAUCAAAUUUGGUGAAAAUGUUAUUGAAUAUUCACGUGAUUUUCGAUUUUAUAUAACAACAAAAUUACGUAAUCCACAUUAUUUACCAGAAGCAUCCGUUAAGGUCACAUUAAUCAACUUUAUGAUUACAGCUGAAGGUUUGCAAGAUCAACUAUUGAGUAUCGUUGCUGCUAAAGAAAAACCUGAACUUGAAGAACAAAAAAAUACAUUAAUUAUUCAAUCAGCGGAAAAUAAACGUAAACAAAAAGAAAUUGAAGAUACCAUUCUUGAAGUUUUAUCAUCAUCAGCGGGUAAUUUACUUGAAAAUGAAACGGCUAUACAAAUAUUAUCAUCAUCAAAGAAAAUCUCCGAGGAAAUCGAAGCAAAACAAAAAAUAGCUGAAGAAACACAAAAAGAGAUUGAAUUUACUCGUCAAGGAUAUCUACCGGUUGCUAAACAUUCAACAAUUUUAUUUUUCUGUAUAUCAGAUUUAGCCAAUAUCGAUCCGAUGUAUCAAUAUUCUCUUGUUUGGUUUAUUAAUUUAUAUGUGAUGUCAAUUGAAAACAGCCAAAAAUCCGCAGAUUUACAAGAACGUAUUCAAAAAUUAAAUGCUCAUUUUACUGAAUCAAUUUAUCGAAAUGUGUGUCGAUCAUUAUUAGAACGUCACAAACUUUUGUUUUCAUUCAUAUUAUGUGUACAAAUAGGAAAAGGCCGAGGAGAAGUAGAUGAUAAUAUAUGGCGUUUUCUAUUGACUGGUGGUGUGGGUCUAGAUAAUCCAUAUCCUAAUCCUGCUUCUGAUUGGUUAAAUGAUAAAUCGUGGUCAGAAAUUGUUCGAGGAUCGGAUUUACCAGCUCUUCGAGGUCUAAUGGCUCAUGUCAAAGAAAAUCCAAAUAAAUGGAAAACACUCUAUGAUUCACCAACACCACAUGAACAAUCAUAUCCAGAUGAUUUUAAUAAUCUUAGUUCAUUAGAAAGACUGCUUGUCUUACGUCUAUUUCGACCAGAUAAAAUAGUACCGGCUGUACAACAGUAUAUUAUCAAACAAAUGGGACAUCAAUUUGUUGAACCACCAACAUUUGAUUUACCAGGAUCAUAUGCGGAUUCAUCUGCAGUUACACCACUUAUCUUUGUUCUAUCGCCAGGUGCAGAUCCAAUGAUGGCUUUACUUAAGUUUGGUGAAACUAUGGGAGUUUUCGAUGAACGAAUUAAAACAGUUUCACUUGGUCAAGGACAAGGUCCUUACGCACAAUCAUUAAUAACAGAAGGCGUACAAAAAGGCACUUGGGUUAUAUUACAAAACUGCCAUUUAGCCGCAAGUUGGAUGCCGAAAUUAGAACGAAUAUGUGAAGAACUUUUGGUACCAGGCAAAGUUAAUAAUGAGUUCCGACUCUGGUUAACAUCUUAUCCAUCCGAUCUGUUUCCUGUUACUAUAUUACAGAAUGGUAUUAAAAUGACCAAUGAAAGUCCAAAAGGAUUACGAGCUAACUUACUUCGUUCGUAUUUGAAUGAUCCAGUAAAUGAUCAAACAUUUUUUAAUGGUUGUAAUAAACCAGAAAAAUGGAGAAAAUUUCUAUUUGGUCUAUGUUUCUUUCAUGGUCUUGUACAAGAACGACGACAGUUUGGUCCAUUAGGAUGGAACAUUCCAUAUUUCUUUGAUGAAUCUGAUCUUCGAAUUUCUUUACGGCAACUUCAAAUGUUUCUCAAUGAUUAUGAAGAUUUACCAUUAGAAGCUAUUCUAUAUUUAUUUGGUGAAUGUAACUAUGGUGGUCGUGUCACAGAUGAUAAAGAUCGUCGUUUGCUUAUGUCAUUAUUAUCUGUUUGUAUAAAUGCUGAAGUCGUCUAUAUGGAUAAAUAUCAGUAA